GGCCCCACCCAUUUCCCUCCCCAAUCCCACCGGUGGCGGGCCGCCCGCCGCCCCUCUCCGGCGACGAAUCCGGCGGCGGGUACUGCUCUCCGUCGAGCCAGGCGGAGGAGAGCGAGGGUCGGCCGACGCUCGCGCGCUCGCGCGCUCGCGCGCGCGGGGAAGCCGGGCGCCUGCUCCCACCGCUGGCGGGCUGCCUGCCGCGCCUCCCCGGGGAGGAAUCGACGGGCGGGCGCGUCGACUCCGGCCAGCCUCUCCGUCGAGGCGGACGGCGGAAGAAGCAGCCCGAGCAGCGUGGAGCGGGAAUCGGUGUCAGCAAACGAGCACGCUUCUCUCAGGCCGUUCGUCGUAGAGGCAAUGGACGCGAUACACGAGAUGGAGGACACCUACAAAAAUUCUGCAGCCAUUGCUGGGAACACCGCGACAAUGUUAGAAGCUUUCUCAAAGGCAGCCCUUUCAACUAGCGCUGCUCACUUGGUGCAGAUCGCGAGUCAAGUCGCAGGGAUAGCUGAUGAUUCGAUUGCUAGUAAGGUCAAGCUCGUCAAAGCUGCUCGUCGACUAUCUCGAAUAGAAGCUUCUGGAAAGGCUCAUGUCGUACGCGAGCUUAUACUUGAGUCCGCCGCACUCGCACGAGAAGCUGAAAAUGUAGGAAACGAGAUCCUCAGGUGCAGUGCCAUUGACUUGGGAAACGCUGGGCGUUCUUUCCUACAACUCGCUGCUUUGCACAACAUGGAUGGACUGGUGGAAGAGCAAGCCGACCAAGAUAAUGAGGAAGUCCCAGAGCAACCGACAACCUGGAUCUCUUCAUGGUGGUCCAAAAGGAAAAGAAUGAGAGAUAUUGAAUCUUUGAAGGCUCCUUUGCUAAAUCCAGCUGCCUCAAUGGUCAGGGACAAUACCUCUACCACCGUUCCACAGGGCCAGGGGAGGCUAUGUGACAAGUGGCUAGGCAUGCAGACAUGCGCCCUUGCAAUGUCUCUCAGUUUGCUCCCCUACAUGGGAAGAGAUGGCCUUUUUAAGGAUAAAACAAUUUUCUCAAGUAAUUAUCUGUGGCGGGUGGAUUUGCUAUUCAAGUUGUGGUGGGGCUUGGUAGCUCUUGGCGUGCCUUGCAGUUUGUAUGGUCGCGGUUGUAUGGCGCAGCAGUAUGCCCGUGUGUCCGGCCACUUGGCAAUACUUGGCCUGACUUUUCUUGUUGGCAUGUUCUCUCAUUGGAUACUGGAGAUUGAGGCGAUUGAGGCGACAAUACUGUUGAAAUCUUUUCUUGGCCUUACAGCCGCGGGUUUUAUUUGCUUGUUCAUAGCUUGCUGCGCAGCGGGUGACCUGUAAUGCUACUGGAGCAAAGGAAUUUCGGGAGAAGAUUGACAGCAUUGGUGGUAUUUUGGAGAAGCAAAUUGUACAUUAGCAGGAUUCACAUUGCGCUACUAAAAGUGAACGUUCUUGUCGUUACAGCUGUGGGUUUUACUUGUUUGUUCAUAGCUUGCUGCGUGGCGGGGCACCUGUGAUGCUACAACAGCAAAGAAUUUUUGGGGGAAGAUUGACAACAACGGUGGUGUUUUGGAGAAGCAAACUGUACAUUACUAGGAUUCACACUGCAGUGCAUGUGCUGCUCAUGAGGGCUACUAAAAGUGAGCGUGUGAUACACGCGGGCCGUUAAGCAGUAUUCAUCAUAGAUUUGGUACAUAUCGCCAUGGAAGGUGUGUGAUGUGCAAUACCGUGACUGCAUAACUCUUUUUUCUUUUGACUUUCGCCCGUAUAACUUCGAUAGUCAACACUAGGUGAAUUGGUGCUCCAGUGUUAAUAAAGCACUAAUCCCCUUUUUAGAUGUUAUUUGCUGGAUGCUGUAAUACAUUCAUACGACAUAUACCAGCGAUGUCACGUAUGAAA
Triticum aestivum (bread wheat) is the source of this 1878-nucleotide messenger RNA. RefSeq lists its product as uncharacterized. The record is from RefSeq and is a predicted model, not a curated record. The transcript is spliced from 7 exons. NCBI's taxonomy places the organism in Eukaryota, Viridiplantae, Streptophyta, Magnoliopsida, Poales, Poaceae. The annotation marks the transcript as partial.